AUGUCUUCUCGUCGCGGUGAGCGUGCGCGUUCCGAGUCCCCACGACCAAGGAAACACAACAGGGAUGAUAGUGAUAGAGAAGAUAUGCAUAAAGCUAAGAAGGAUAAAAAACAUAAGAAAAAAAGUCAUAAACGUCACCAUUCUGAAAGCGAUUCUGAUAGCAUUCCAGAACCACCUAAGGGUUUUACUCCCAUAUCCGAGGACGACUAUUAUUCCAAAUCUACAGAAUUUCGAAUUUGGCUUCAAGAAAAAAAAGACAAGUUUUUCGACGAGUUGUCUUCGGAACAAGCACGUCGAUACUUUAAGAAGUUUGUCAACAAUUGGAAUAAAUAUAGGCUAGAUAAAAAGUAUUAUGAGGGCAUGCGCUCUUUACAAUUUGCAAGUUCAGAGAAGACACGGUAUAAGUGGAAAAAUCUAAAGAUUGAGCAAGAUAAACUCGAAGAUGUAAAAAACACAGUGGACCGACAGACAAAUAUAAAGUUUGCAGCUGAAGUACACGAAAGAUCGAGAGGUGGUAAAAGUCUGGAACAAAAACCUCAGAGAAUUAUUGGUCCUUCCAUGCCUAGUUCUAUUCCGGGUAAUUACAAUGAAGAUAUGGAUCAGGAAGAUAGAGAACGCUAUGAAAGAGCACUACAAAAAAAAGAUCGCAAAAACUUUCAGAAGACGCAUGAAGUCGUUCUUGAGGAAUUGGUUCCAAAAGCCACAGCCCGGAACGAUUACUAUCGAAGAGAAGAGAGCCCAGAUAUGUCAUUAAAAGAUGAAGAUCUGUUGGGUGGAGAUGAUUUUACAGCUAGAAUUGCUUCUCGAGAUCGUGCUAGAGAAACACGUGAUAAAAAAAGACGUGAUUAUAGAGCUGAAAAGGAAGCAGACAUACAAGAAAGAGCAGUAGCAUAUAGAUCGAAGGAGCAGGAAACAAUAGAAAUGUUUAAGAGAAUGGCCGAAGAAAGAAGAAAAACUGGAGAUGGAAUGUGGAGUCAAUAUAAAGAUUCUUAG
Molecule: messenger RNA, 993 nt
Organism: Acaulospora colombiana
Lineage: Eukaryota; Fungi; Glomeromycota; Glomeromycetes; Diversisporales; Acaulosporaceae
Source: the annotation of a GenBank genome assembly